Messenger RNA from Emiliania huxleyi CCMP1516, 1731 nucleotides. RefSeq lists its product as hypothetical. Lineage: Eukaryota; Haptophyta; Isochrysidales; Noelaerhabdaceae. Gene Ontology annotation, molecular function: cysteine-type exopeptidase activity; dipeptidase activity. Gene Ontology annotation, biological process: proteolysis. Bases 1 to 1731 code for a protein of 576 amino acids. The record is from RefSeq and is a predicted model, not a curated record. The transcript is spliced from 2 exons.
AUGUGGGCGACCUCGCUCCUCGUCGCUCUGGCCGCGCGCCACACCACCGCCUGCACCACACUCAUCGUCGGCAAGGACGCGAGCGUGGACGGCUCAGUCAUGGCGACGCACUCGGACGACGGUGAGAGCAACCCCGAUGCUCGGGUCGUGUACGUCCCGGCCAUGGACCACGCGCCGGGUGCCACGCGGCCAAUCUACUACGACACAGAGGAUUUCCCUCGAUUCGUCGGCGAUCGUGGCGUCGAGGCGUACCUUCAAAAGAACAACCCGGGCUUCAACGCUUCGGUGCCGAUUGGCCACAUUCCGCAGGUGGAGCACACGUUUGGCUACUUUGAGGCGACGUACGGGAUCCUCAACGAGCACCAGGUCGGCAUCGGCGAGUCCACGUGCUCCUCCGUCUUCGGGGCGCAGGCGCGUGGCCACGGAGGCCACGCGCUCUUCUCUGUCGACUCGCUCUCGCGCAUCGCGCUGGAGCGGUCGAAGAGCGCACGCGAGGCGGUGCAGCUAAUGGGAGACCUCGCCGUCGCGGAGGGCUUUUACGGUGCGGGAAGCUUCGAAGGGACCGGCGAGUCGCUGAUGGUGAUCGAUCCGAGAGAGGGCUUCAUCUUCCACGUCCUGCCUGACCACAGUGGCAAGUCUGCCGUCUGGGCAGCGCAGCGCGUCGGCGACGGCCAGGUUGGGGUCGUCGCAAACAUGUUCACGAUCCGCCACCUCCUCCCCAACCGGACGACGCGCGGCCAGCCCGACUUUCUCUUCUCCGACUCGGUGCACGAGAUCGCGCAGCGGAGCGGCUGGUGGAGGCCGUCCGACGGACCGCUCGACUUCACACGCGUGUACAGCGACGGCGAGUAUGCGCACAAGUUCUACUCUGGCCGACGUCUGUGGGGGGCGUACCGGCUGCUCGCGCCCGACGUCCCGAUGCCGAGCGACUACUCCGACCUGCGACCCUCGCCCGUCUACCCAGCGACUGUGAGCACGCGGCGCAAGCUUUCUCCACUCGACCUCAUCGCAGUUCACCGCGACAUGUACCAAGGCACGCCCUUCGACAUGACCGCCGGAGCGGCGGCGGGCGCCUUCGCCAACCCCGACAGGUACUCCGCCUCGGGCGUCACAAAGCUGCGAGGCGCGUGGGAGCGGUCCAUUGCGCUGUACCGCACCUCGCAGACCCACGCGCGCGGCUGGCUCCCGCCCACCAUCGGCGGCGUCGCAUGGUACGGUCCUCACGCCGCGCACGGCACCUGCUUCCUGCCGCUGCACAUCGGCGCGCAAGCCGUGCCCGCGCCGCACGCCGACGCGGACCCGCGAAGCGUGUCUCGCCGCUCCGCUUACUGGGCGCAUAAGUUCGUCCUCAACCUGGCGCGGGCGCGGUACUCGGACAUGAUGGGGGUGGUGCGCGCAGUGCAGCGGCGGCUCGAGGCGGCCGCGUGGGAGCGAGUGCGCGCCGACUCGCCGGCAGCGGCGGCAGCGUCCCUCGCGGCGACGAGCGACGCGGAGGCGGAGGUGAUCCUGGCGGAGUGGUGGGCGCUGCCCGACGAGCUGAUGCUCCGCUUCGCCGACGGGUGGGCGAGCAACGGGCCGGCGAUGGGGUACGUGGACGCGUGGCUGAAGAGGGUGGGGUGGGAGGAGGGACCGCCCGAGCCGCCCAGGGACCCGGCGCUGCCGCGCUGCUGCCAGGACACGUCCGGCGGCGCGGCCUCCUUCGCCAUGUCCCGCCGCCGCGCCAUGCGGUGA